Messenger RNA from Zophobas morio, 919 nucleotides. RefSeq names its product 26S proteasome non-ATPase regulatory subunit 13-like. Gene Ontology annotation, molecular function: structural molecule activity. Gene Ontology annotation, biological process: ubiquitin-dependent protein catabolic process. Gene Ontology annotation, cellular component: proteasome regulatory particle, lid subcomplex; cytosol; nucleus. NCBI's taxonomy places the organism in Eukaryota, Metazoa, Arthropoda, Insecta, Coleoptera, Tenebrionidae. The coding region runs from base 287 to 919 and encodes 210 amino acids. The transcript has 10 exons. The record is from RefSeq and is a predicted model, not a curated record.
CAAACUAGUCCUUAAAGUUGCAUCUUUUAUCUCAGAUUCAGACCAACGUAUUCAAUAUUUAGAAAGUAUCGCAGAGAAGUUGAAGAAAGAGCCCGCAUCUCUUAUAUUGGUGGAACUAAAAAUUGCUGAAAUAAAGUUAAAAGAGCACCAAGAUUAUAGCGGCUGUAAGGAACUUUUGGAUAUCAAUAGAUCACGAGUGGAGGAUAACGCUGACAUUAUUUUGAGUAGCCAUGCAACCUUUUUCAAAAUUUCUGCGGAAUAUGAAAAGGCCAAAAAAAAUUACGAGAUGUUUUACCGUGAAGCACUUCGUUUUUUAGGGUGCACUGACGUCGAAAGUUUAGAUUUGAGCACUCAACAAAGUUUUGCUAUUGAUCUUUCGCUGGCGGCGCUGAUUGCUGAUAAUGUUUAUAAUUUUGGCGAACUGAUUAUUCAUCCGAUUUUUAAUUCAUUAAAAAAUUCUGCACAUUUUUGGCUUUAUAAACUCAUUUGUGCCUUCAAUGGCGGCGAUAUAAAAACUUUUGAGGAACUUCAACUUUACUGGAGAAAAGAGAACGAGCUAUUGAAUAAUAUUCAUCGCAUACGACGAAAAAUACAGCUAAUGACUUUAUUGCAUAUUGUGUUUGAGAAACCCACGCACGAGCGCUCUCUUUCUUUUGCUUAUAUUGCUGAACAGUGCUCCAUUCCUGUGAACGAAGUUGAGACACUUUGCAUGAAGGCCUUGUCCUUAAAUUUAUUGAAAGGAACCAUCGACGAAGUUUCCCAACUCGUAAGAGUCACUUGGCUCCAGCCACGUGUCCUUGAUCUUGGCCAAAUAGCGCUGGUUUCCGAACAAUUAAAAACGUGGUGCACUCGUUUAGAGGAUGCUAUUGUUUUUGCGAAUUCUUUUGGGUUUCGGGAUAGUGAGAAGAUUACGUCUUAA